Penaeus indicus is the source of this 1449-nucleotide messenger RNA. RefSeq names its product serine/threonine-protein phosphatase 6 regulatory subunit 3-like. Lineage: Eukaryota; Metazoa; Arthropoda; Malacostraca; Decapoda; Penaeidae. Gene Ontology annotation, molecular function: protein phosphatase binding; protein phosphatase regulator activity. The record is from RefSeq and is a predicted model, not a curated record. The transcript is spliced from 15 exons. Bases 1 to 1449 code for a protein of 482 amino acids. Gene Ontology annotation, cellular component: nucleus; cytosol.
AUGGUGUGGUUGAAUGAGGGCCAACUAGUAGAGCGGCUAGUAGACAAGUUAUCACCAGAUGCUGACCCAGAGGACCACGCCAGUGCCGACAAUCUCCUCUGCGAAAUUAGCACCUCCUGCAGGGACACGUCCACCGAUGGACACCAGCAGACUAACCCUCUUCGGGCGACUUUGGAAAGUGAAGACACAGUAAAUAAAUUGCUAGAUUUACUCCUCCACGAAGACCGGAACGACUCUUCACUUUCUCACGUGAUCAACAUCCUGCUUACUCUCCUGUCUGCUCGAACACAGCAGCAGCAGAUUCAGCAUCUACAGCAACAGCAACAAGGGUUGCAACAGUAUGCAGCCGUUGAUUCAAGUGAUAGUGAAUCAAGUGACGGGAGGAAACAUGCUGUUGCAAGAAUUAUUGCCAAACGUCUACCAAGGCAUCAAUCUGAGAAUGUAACUAAUGUGCUCAAAAAAGAAAAAGAACCAGAAUUGUUAUUGACUGAGACUUGUAUAACAGUACAGAUAAUUUUUUUGGAGAAAGCGUUGUUACUGCCUGCGUAUAGCCAGGAAGUGGAGCCCCUGGGAAAUACCCACCUUCAGGUCGUGUCGCUGGUCACUGCUCUGGUUGCCCUCAGUGACCCUGUAGUCCAUGAUUCGCUUUAUGAACUUAAUACAGUUGAAUAUCUGUUGGACUUGUUUUUCAAAUUUAUGUUGAACCACUUCUUACACACCCAAGUGGAGCAGUGCCUGACCGCCAUUCUGACAAAGGCCCCAGCAGCAUCCUCUCCAGAAGGCGACACAGACCACCGGUUGCUCACCCAGCUCUUCAAUGACGGACGCAUCAUUGAGCGCGUGUUAGAAGCUUUUGAUGAGUCCAGCGAAAGACAAGAAUGCAAACAGAUACACAUGGGUCAUUUACGACAACUGGCUAACACUAUUGUACAGCAAGCAGAGUUUGGUCCAAAUGAACACCGCAUAAAGCAGCUUAUACAGGGCCUGCCUGGGGAUAAAGCCACCCAGUGGGACGACUUUGUCUCCAACGUGCUGGCAGAACUCAAUCGCAAGAACGAAAUAACUCCUCUUCCGUGUACCACACUAUAUGCCUUGAGAUGCUAUGACUUUACUAAUUCAGUUUAUUGGAAGUCCUUCAGUUACAUUGUAAUUGCCCUCUGUGACUAUUUAAUUCUUGUGCUGUUCACCUUGUCAUCAUGGCUAAAACAGCUCCUGGCGAGUAUGAUUAUCGUACUACAGUACUCUAAGGGCCAACAGUGGCUUGUAUGCCAGCUUAUGCUCUCUUAUACUCUGUACUCUUCUGCAGUGAUCCACCUACAGUUCAUUGUUAUUUUAGUGCCACAUUGGAUCCACAUGCUUAGUGGUAAUGCUACUGCCGGAGAGCAGGAUUGGGGUUUGGCAACGGUUGAGGCAGACGAGACAGACGAGAGCCCACAGCGGUACAUGUAA